AUGUCAUCUGCUACUUCCAUCGGAUUUUCAGCAAAUUCGUGGUUGCUCUGUCACGCACGAAUGCCUCCUUCAUGUUUUCCAGUUUCAGUGUCUUAUUCUUCUUCUUGGAACUCUUCUAAGUUCAACCAUUAUACUCAGAGAGCAUCCUCUGAAGGACUUCCUAAUGAGUUGAUUGAAGACUCGAAAUUUGUUCCUUUGAAUGCGGAGGAUCCUAUAUAUGGUCCACCUGCCUUAUUGUUGUUGGGCUUCGAAGCAGAUGAAGCUUUGAAGAUUCAACAGCUUUUGAAGGAGCUAGAUGGUGAAUUCCUGAAGGUCAUUUACUGUACUGAACACAUGAUUACACGUUCGCUUUGGGAUGCAAUGCAUACAACACAACAGAGUUUGGAAGAGGUCAAGAUAGCCAAGUCACUUCCACGGAUAUGUUUCCUAUCUGGUUUAAGCGGAGAGGAGAUGAUGAUGUUCAUAGAUUCUUUUCCGGAAACUGGACUGAAACCUGCUGCAUUUGCUGCACUUGUUCCCAACAGUGCCAAUAAACCUCUGCAGGAAUUGAUAGAAGAAAUAAUGGGAGACCACGAGAUGUUGACUGGAGAACAGUUCUGA
Messenger RNA from Sphenostylis stenocarpa, 600 nucleotides. The record is from the annotation of a GenBank genome assembly. Lineage: Eukaryota; Viridiplantae; Streptophyta; Magnoliopsida; Fabales; Fabaceae.